Molecule: messenger RNA, 3521 nt
Organism: Dreissena polymorpha
Lineage: Eukaryota; Metazoa; Mollusca; Bivalvia; Myida; Dreissenidae
Exons: 13
Coding region: 214-2808 (864 amino acids)
Cellular component (GO): extracellular region
Molecular function (GO): chitin binding
Source: RefSeq, a predicted model, not a curated record
UGUGAAUGAAGUCUUGUUGAACAUUUUGCAUUUAUUGCAUGUAUUUAUUCAUGUUUUUAUUAUUUUACACCGUUUGUUUAAUAAGUGACGGAGUGGGAAAAGGACGUGAUUAUAUACUGGAGAAGUUCAAAGUAUAUCUAACUAACAUUUAAUACUUUCUUGCCAGGUAGUCAGUUCGCAUAACAGGAUUAAAACGUAAAAGGUUUGUCCACAAUGAUAACUCGACAUGCGUUCAUUGUCCUGAUGCUAGUACCGAUGUCGCAGGUUUUGGCUCAGGGAGAUAUUAAAUCAGCAUGCCGUCCGGAAGCAGACGUCAUUUUUCUCAUGGACGGUUCGGACAGCAUCGCGGAGUUGGAGUUCUCGCAGCAACGAAACUUCAUUCGCCGGUUCGUCGAGACGACCGAUGUGGCGCCCGAUGCGGUCCGUGUUGGGGUGGCGGUGGUGAGCAGUCGGGUGGGCGACGUGCUCAACCUCAACCUUAACAUGACGCGGGUAGAGCUACUGGACGCAUUGCAGACGCUUGAUCAGCCGCAGGAGGGCUCCCGCACGGACCUCGGCUUGAUCGAGAUGGAACAAUUGUUCAGCGCACACGGGCGCCGUGGUGUCCUGCGUAUCGGUGUUUUACUGACGGACGGACGGGCGAAGUUCGAGCGGGCGGCGGAAGCGGAAGCCCAGGUCGUCAAGGACGCCGGCGUCUUUCUGGUCGCCAUAGGCGUCGGACGUCUCAUAAAGACAACGGAGCUAGAGAAGCUCGCCUCCACGCAGGGUAACGCGUACAACCUGGAGCCCCUGGAGCUCUCCACGCGCCUCCUGCUCGAAACCGUCUCCUUCCUGGGCCAAGAGGCAUGCGCAGGACAUCGCCUUCUUGACCUCAAGAACGCCGAGGCGGUGAUGGCGACCGGCUCCCAGCUUUCGUCAUUCGGUACGCCGCCAUUGUCUGGUAACCAGAUGGCUGUCUUGUCAAUGGUAACUUCUGCCCCGAUUACGGAAAAAAGCUUGUUGCGCCGUUUUUCAGCGACUGUUACGCCAAUAGCAAUACCGGAUGUUGUGCAAGCGAUGUCGCUUGCGGCAGAAUCGCGGUCUUUACUCGCGACAAAUGAAAUUGGGCAGCUGUCAGUUCCGUCAAAAGUAAUCAAAGACGCUGUUAUUCUGACGUCUAAAGUUAAGACACCGGAAAGUACAAACGACAUGUUGACAUCAAUAAAUAAGCUUUUCAUACCGGAAAUGGGCAUCGGAUCACAGCUAGGUAUCAGGAUUCCGGCCCAGACUGUACAAGACACAAUGGCGUUUCUGCAAUCCCAGUCUAAAAUUGAGCCGACUAGAACAUCUAACAUCCAGGAACAAUCACGGUAUACGAUUCCUUUAGUACCAGGACUCGGACUCCAUAGGUUCGGCAUUCAGUCUGGACCAGGGCUAACCUCAAAGGUCAUAACAGCGGAAAUACUUGACGUGAACUCAACAUGGCGUAGCCCCGGCCCGAUGUCUCGUUCAAAAUCGAAGGAGGCCGGCAUGAUUGUUUGGAACGACGGCUCACUGGAUAUCCCGACAACACCACUGACGACGACCAUCAGCGCAACACGAAAAACCACAGCAACAACAACUACCACGUCGGCUCUUGAGGCCGCGUCAUGGCUCAGAAAUCCGGGAACAAUAACAUUUGACGACCUUGCUGUAACAGAUCAGUGUUCCAAAGGUCACUUUAUCGACGGCGUUGCAUACACGUUCAUGCCAAACAGUUGUACGGAGUUCCUUCAGUGCUUCCACGACAAUGGCCAAGUGAAGGCGACAAGAAUAUCAUGCCCAUUCGAGACUUUCUUUGACGAAGAAAAUACAGUGUGCAAGCAUCACGAUCAGAGGUCAUGUUGGAGAGACCCAUGCAACGAUUUCAGCGUCACUUCAUAUGCACAUGCGCGUGCAUGUCGUGCAUACUGGCGCUGCGAGCAGGGCAUGUCCGUGCCAACUUGUUGUCCCCCGGGCACAUCCUACUCCUCAAGAUUAGGGUGCACGCGGAACGCUUCGUGUGCAGACACGUGCAUGGACUUCGGUUCGCUGCACCAGGUGACGUCAUCACUUACGUGCAAGCUGGUUGCCAUGCAGGAAAAAGAGCACUUCUACUUCGAGCAUGUGAGCGGGAUGGGCUGGAUGAUCCGCAGGUGCCCGCUGGGCUCCACCUUCCACCAGGGAAUGUGCACGUGCAAGGCAGCCAACGAGCAGUACAACGAGAAGUGUAAGCCCGAGUUCUACCUGGAUUUCAACGGCGACAUCGCGGAUCGCUCCGGAAACAACAUCUACAUGGGCAACACAAAUGUCCUGCUUGACGGCAACACAGGGGCGUUCAACGGCGGGGCCACACUCACUGUCUGGAGAUUUUCCGGAAUGUCAUUUGGGCAACAACUGACCAUCAGUUUCCGGUUCCGCUUAUCGGUGACCGCUCGGACGGGGAAGCUAAUGCAUAUUGUGUCCAACUGCUGCCUGCAGUGCCAGGGGGAGCCGAAGCCCAGCCUUGAUAUUGCGCUGAUUCCAGGGGAAAAGGGCGGCAUCGCAGUUUUCAGCAUUACCACCGCCGAGGCCGGCGAGAUAUUCCUCUUCGUACCAUAUCAAGAUACAGUGACGGGCUGGAACAAGCUGGAGUACCGGUAUGACGGACGGGAGAUGAGCGGGACUGUCAACAAGGACUCCGCCUCCAGGAGUAUUAUAGGAAGCGUGCUGCCGAAGACCGAUGCGCUUCUCAUUGGUUCGUGCGGACCUACGGGCGCAUUCGAUGGGUUCCUAGACGAGUUCAAGUUUUACAUGUGCAACCCGGAAUGAGGACGAGUGGAGAUUGUGUUUGGAGUUGAAGAGCAAGUGCCAUAUAGCAUAUCAAGAGAUUUUUAUCCCCCGCCAUAGGCGGAGGGAUAUUGUUUUGGUGUUGUCCGUCCUUUCGUCCGUCUGUCUUUCCGUCCUUCCGUCUGGCACUUUUGUGUCCGGAGCCAUAUCUUGGAAGUGCUUGGCGGAUUUCAUUGAAACUUGGUAUGAGUAUAUAUAAGGAUAAGAGGAUGAUGCACGCCAAAUGGAAUUGUACACCAUAUGUUAAUAACGGAGUUAAGGCCCUUUGUAUCUUGAAUAAAAUGCUUUUUUGUGUCCGGAGCCAUAUCUUGGAAGUGCUUUGGCGAAUUUCAUUGAAACUUGGUAUGAGUAUACAUGCAUAUAUGGAUAAUAGAAUGAUGCACGCCAAAUGGCAUUGUACACCAUUGGAUAAUAACGGAGUUAUGGCCCUUUGUAUCUUGAGAAAAUGCUUUUUUGUGUCCUGAGCCAUAUCUAGGAAGGGCUUUGGCGGAUUUCAUUAAUACUUGGUAUGAGUAUAUAAAUGGAUAAGAGGAUGAUGUUGGCGUUGUCCAUCCGUCCAGAAAUAUUUGUGUCCAGAAGUAUUUUGGCGGGGGAAUAUCAAUUCAACGAAUUUGCUUGUUUAUAUAUCUUUUUCUCUUCAUUAUCAUGAAUGUAUACAAUAAACUGGUAUCUCAUAUUUUACCCAUUCAAAAUGA